Spirometra erinaceieuropaei is the source of this 315-nucleotide messenger RNA. The record is from the annotation of a GenBank genome assembly. Lineage: Eukaryota; Metazoa; Platyhelminthes; Cestoda; Diphyllobothriidea; Diphyllobothriidae.
AUGCAGGACGCCUGGGUGACUCAGAAAUCUGACAAACUCCAGGAGUAUGUUGACCUCAAUGAAACAAAGAACGUCUUCUUAUCAAUCAAGAUGGCCUACUGCUCCCUAACCAAAGGCACCGGGCAGCUUCUCCCCUCUGAUGAAACAUCACUUCUGACGGAGGGACCGCAGAUUCCGAAGCGCCAGGCGAGCACUUCAGAAGCGUUUUCAACUGUCACAGAGCGGAUCCCCCCAAGUGGUAACGAAAGUACACCUGGACCUCCCGCCUUUUCUCCCGGAAACAAUCAGCGUCGUGCUCGAAACCUCAUUUUCUAA